AUGGAGGGAGGACGUAAUGAGAUAUUGAACUGGCUGAAUGAUACACUGCAGCUGAACUAUACAAAGAUUGAGCAUACUGCUACUGGUGCCGCUCAUUGUCAACUGAUGGAUAUUCUGUUCCCAGGCAAGUUGCCUCUCUCAAAGGUCAACUACAAUGCCAAGUACGAUUACGAAUACAUUGCCAACUUCAACCUCCUGCAACAAUGCUUCCAGAAGUUGGGCGUCGACAAAUAUCAAGGUGCAAUGGAUGUUGAUAGAAUGGUCACUGGUCGCCCUCAAGCCAACCUCGACUUUUGUCAGUGGAUGAAGAAGUUCUUUGAUCUGCACUAUGAUGGCUCACCAUACAAUGCACUCGAGAGAAGAGUUGCAUCUCGUAUCAAUUAUGAUGGCGACAAGGCACUGUUGGCAUCACUUGGUCCCAAUGCACCAAAGCCACCACCCAAGCCAGCCACAGCAUCCGCUGGCUCCACUGCCACCAAACCAUCCGCUGCAGUCACCAAGCCAACUGCCACAAGCAUCUCAAAGCCAUCGACCACUGUCACACCAGCCAGACCCUCCACCACCUCUGUCAAGCCCGCAUCAACAAUCUCAAGCAGACCUUCCAUCACCGCCAAGCCAACAGCAACACCAACCACCGCCGCCAAGCCAACUGGUACCAAGCCAACUGUAUCACAACCAUCAUUCAAGCCAACUACAAAGGCUGCCGCCACCACAGUAGCACCUGCAGCCGCUGCCCCAGCUCCAGCUGCAACAACUCAGAGCCAGACUGUGACGACUGUCGUCGAGACUGUCAAGGUUAUCGAUCCAUCGUUGGUGAAGGAACUGGAGGAGAAGAACGCUCAGAUCGAGGAGUUGACCAAGCAGCUGACCGAUAUGAAGCUCUUGAUGCUCGAAGUCGAGAAGGACAGAGACUUCUUCUACGGCAAGCUCAGAGACGUCGAGAUCUUCUGUCAGGAGAACGAGAAGGAGGUCGGAGGCGAAAAGAUGAAGGAAAUCCUACAGGUGUUGUAUAAGGAUGGCGACAAUGAAGCAGAGGCCGCACAGGGUGGUGAGGUCACCGAGGAGGAGCCAACAGAGGAGACACCAGGUGAUGAAGAGGUCGUUGGCGAUGAGGAGGAGAUUUUGGAAGAGGAGGAACAACUGAACGAAGAGCUCGAGCAACAUCAUAUCGCUGAGGAUGAAGAGAUUAACUAUGACAACGAUGAGGAGUUGUUGGAAUCGAAAGAGGAUCUCUUGGUCGACUCGGGGGAUGAGGCCUUC
Molecule: messenger RNA, 1260 nt
Organism: Acytostelium subglobosum LB1
Lineage: Eukaryota; Evosea; Eumycetozoa; Acytosteliales; Acytosteliaceae
Exons: 4
Biological process (GO): protein localization to microtubule plus-end; regulation of microtubule polymerization or depolymerization; spindle assembly
Cellular component (GO): spindle midzone; cytoplasmic microtubule; microtubule organizing center
Molecular function (GO): microtubule plus-end binding
Source: RefSeq, a predicted model, not a curated record